Molecule: messenger RNA, 908 nt
Organism: Anolis carolinensis (green anole)
Lineage: Eukaryota; Metazoa; Chordata; Lepidosauria; Squamata; Anolidae
Gene: slc50a1
Product: solute carrier family 50 member 1
Exons: 6
Coding region: 50-712 (220 amino acids)
Biological process (GO): carbohydrate transport
Cellular component (GO): membrane
Molecular function (GO): sugar transmembrane transporter activity
Source: RefSeq, a predicted model, not a curated record
UGUCCGAGGGGGCGUGUCCUGGUUCCCGCCAAAUCAACCCGGAAGCAAGAUGGAUCUCCCGCUGGGUCUGGAGCUCCUGUCCGGGGCCUGCCUGGUCUUCACCCUCGGCAUGUUCGGGACCGGAUUGUCUGACCUAAAGCGGAUGUCUUUGACCCGAAGCGUGGACAACGUCCAGUUCCUGCCCUUCCUCACCACCGACGUCAACAACCUGAGCUGGCUCGGCUACGGGGCGCUGAAGGGCGACUGGACCCUGAUGGUGGUCAACGCGGUGGGGGCCGCCCUCCAGACCCUCUACAUCCUGGUCUACUUCUACUACAGCACCGAGAAGGGCUCCGUGCUGUGGAGGACGCUGGCCUUGCUGGGGGCGCUGCUGCUGGGCUACGGCUACUUCAGCCUCCUGGUCCCGGACCGGCCCACCCGCCUCAGCCGCCUGGGCCUCUUCUGCAGCCUCUUCACCAUCGCCAUGUACCUCUCCCCACUGGCCGACCUGGCCAAGAUCGUGAGGAGCCGCUCCGCCCAGUGCCUCUCCUUCCCGCUGACCGUCACCACCUUCUUGGCCUCGGCCAGCUGGACCCUCUACGGCCUGCUCCUGGGGGACCUCUACAUCGCGGUCCCCAAUGUGCCGGGCAUCGCCACCAGCCUGGUCCGCUUCUGGCUCUUCUGGCGCUUCCCUCCGGACCACAAGACCUUGUAUCGGCCGCUCCAGGCCUGAGGACACUAUGCCGGCCACCGCGGACCCACAGGGACAGGCUAGAUGGCCUCUGGGGCCCCUCAUUGCCUCCCACCUGGACCCUUAACGUGCAAAAGACACCAAAGCCCAGCGCGGACUUUCCACUUUUAGCAACCGUGAUUAUUUUUUUAAAGUGCCUUGCAACAAAAUAAAAUAAGAAGGGACCUUUUUCUGAAAA